Ziziphus jujuba (common jujube) is the source of this 1612-nucleotide messenger RNA. Its product is annotated as exopolygalacturonase. The coding region runs from base 137 to 1321 and encodes 394 amino acids. Gene Ontology annotation, molecular function: polygalacturonase activity. The transcript has 6 exons. Lineage: Eukaryota; Viridiplantae; Streptophyta; Magnoliopsida; Rosales; Rhamnaceae. Gene Ontology annotation, biological process: carbohydrate metabolic process. The record is from RefSeq and is a predicted model, not a curated record.
ACAAGGUGCAUCGAGCCAAGGCAACCAUUAUACAACUGCAAGUACACGUCGAGGCCUUGCUGCCGCGGACCCUAGCGGCCCUACAAUUUUUGAUGUCACGGCCCACGGUGCUGUUGCCGAUGGCACAACCGAUAAUAUGGAGGCAUUUAUGCAGACUUGGAAUCUAGCAUGUAAAAAUGCAGGUGCAGCAAAGAUGGUGAUUCCGAAAGGGGAAUUUUUGGUUGGGCCUGUGGUAUUUCAAGGUCCAUGCAAAGGCCCACAACCGAUAGUAAUUGAAGUUCAGGGAACCGUGAAAGCCAUAACAGAUAUAAGUGAAUAUUCAUCCCCCGAAUGGUUCUCCUUUGAACAUAUCGACGGCCUGACUAUCACCGGUUCUGGAACUUUUGAUGGCCAGGGUGCCACUCUUUGGAAAUAUAACGACUGCAAGUUAAACCCCAAUUGUGCCCCUCUCCCCACUUCGCUGAAGUUCAAUAGGGUGAACAACAGUGUUGUGGAGGGGAUAACAUCGUUGAACAGCCAAUUGUUCCACACCUACACGUAUGCAUGCAACAACUUUACAUUCCAUGAUGUCAAAAUUAGUGCUGAUGGGGAGAGCCCUAACACCGAUGGCAUUCAUCUGAGCACCUCCAGUUUUGUCAAUAUAACCAGCUGCGUCAUCGGAACCGGCGAUGAUUGUGUUGCCAUCGGACAAGGCACUCACAAUAUCACCGUCUUUAACACCACUUGUAACCCCGGCCAUGGCAUUAGUGUUGGCAGCCUUGGCAAGUAUCCGACUGAUAAGAGUGUGAGUAAUAUUUAUGUGAAAAACUGCACUUUACGAAACACAAUGUACGGUGCCAGAAUCAAAACUUGGUCUGGGAAAACCACUGGUACAGCAACCACAAUCGUCUACGAAGAUAUCAUAGUUGACAAUGUCAAAAACCCUAUUAUCCUUGAUCAAGAUUAUGGACGAAAUAACGCGGAGCCAUCGAAGUGGAAGGUGAGCGAUGUUCAUUUCAGGAACUUCAAGGGAACAUCGGUGACAAACGUGGCCGUAACAUUAGCAUGCAGUUCAGCGAUGCCCUGCGAAGGCGUAGAGUUGGCAAACAUCGAUAUGAGGUACGGAGGAUCUAAAGCUAAAAUGGCAACGGUUUCGUCGUCGUGUGCAAAUGCCAAAACUACUCAUUCGGGUGUGCAAAAUCCACCACCUUGCAGCGGUUCAGCCCCAGCGGCCCCAGGCGCCGAAGCCCCUGCAGCCCCUGACGCCAAAGCUCCUGCAGCCCCUGACGCCAAACCCCCUGCAGCCCCAGACACCAAACCCCCUGAAGCCAGCCCUAGUUAGUUAAAUUUUGUCCCCUUAUCAGUUUCUUCUUUUUAAUUAGUUUGACAUCAAAUCAAAUUCGAUGUCCACAAAUUAAAAAUGAAAAAUGAAAAUUUUAAGAUAUUUUUAAUUAGUCUUCUUUUUUUUCUUUUUUUCUUUUAAAAAAACAAAAAAAACAAAACAUUGUAUAUCUACACAUGCAUGACCGUGCCGGCACACUUACAGUACACACAUGUAAUUAAGCUGCAAAUUUUGGUGAGUCGAUUGAGUUUUCCCAAAUUAAUUGUGGACCGAAUUUUUAUUUUUAUUUUU